GUUCACACCGGAUGUCCCGUAUGUUACCAUUUUAGUGCAGCUUGACUAGUGAGAAAUCAGAUCCUGAAGUUGCGUUGUGUCAAUGGACUGGUGAGGAUGUGGUCGACAUUAAACACAAUAUUGUGUCACCAUAUUCCUUUAAACCGAUAAAAACUGGGCGGUGAACUGAUUCACAAGCCGGAACAAGGUCGACCAGGUAAUUUCGCCGACGACUUCAUACUUUUGGAGGCCUGGGGAAAACACAGUUAAGCUAACGAGAAAUAGCCACCAUGUCGUGGGAAGAAAUGUCUUAUUUUCUGGCCUCGCCUCUGUGUUCGCCUCUACCCCGUUCGACUGCUCUCUGAUCCCACUGGACAACAAAACAAGCAGAGCUUGCUAGCUUCCGAGCCAUGGCGGACAGUUUUGGAGAGGAGUCCAGCGGCGGUGCCCUUGGCUUAGGCGUUACUGGACAGGGCAGCGGAGCCUCGCUGCUGCCGACUUUGGCCAACUCUCUACCGGGGGCGAACCCGGCAGCCACCGUUGUUCACUCCAACCCGGCCUCUCCUCCUCCCGCUGCGGCCGCUCAGAGUGGCCUAACUGCUGUGGUAGCCCCCAUGUCCGCUGUCACUGCUACCCCUGCCGGUUUUGGGAGCACAUUCACCCCCGGUACCUCGCCACCGGUCGUAGCCGUGUCUCCAACCGUACACGCCUCCUCGCCUCUCUCCGGUAUUGGGCUAGGGGUCGGCGGGGUGGCCGGGGUGGCAGGAGCGGGCCUUCUGUCCCAAAUCCACGCCACUUCCUGGGACCCGACCCUCAGCACGGAUUGGGACAACGAGAAGGCUUCCCAGCAGUGCAUCCUGAGGAUAAAGAGGGAUAUCAUGUCCAUCUACAAGGAGCCUCCACCAGGAAUGUUUGUUGUCCCUGAUCCUCAAGACAUGACCAAGAUCCAUGCCCUGAUCACAGGGCCAUUCGACACGCCAUAUGAGGGUGGGUUCUUUCUCUUCCUGUUCCGCUGCCCGCCGGACUACCCCAUCCACCCACCCCGGGUCAAGCUCAUCACCACGGGACACAACACUGUCCGCUUCAACCCCAACUUCUACCGUAAUGGCAAAGUCUGCCUCAGCAUCCUGGGGACAUGGACAGGCCCAGCAUGGAGUCCAGCCCAGAGUAUCUCAUCUGUCCUCAUCUCCAUCCAGUCUCUGAUGACAGAGAACCCCUAUCACAAUGAACCUGGCUUUGAACAGGAGCGCCACCCAGGAGACAGUAAGAACUACAACGAGUGCAUCCGCCAUGAAACCAUGAGGGUGGCUGUGUGUGACAUGCUGGAGGGGAAAGUCCCCUGUCCUGAAGCUCUGUGGAGUGUGAUGGAAAAGUCCUUUCUAGAAUAUUAUGAUUUCUAUGAGGGAGUCUGCAAAGAGAGACUGCAUCUACAGGGACAGAACAUGCAGGACCCAUUUGGUGAGAAGCGUGGUCGUUUUGACUACCAGGGCUUGCUGGCUCGCCUCAGUGCCACCCACAGGCGAAUACGGGAGAAAAGUCUGGCGGAGGUUGACCACAAUGAUGACGAUUCAGACUCAGACACCAGCUCCUCAGGGACGGACCCGGACAGCCAGGGCAGCUCCCACCCCUGACUCUCUGGACAGUGCCGGACUCAAACCCAGGCCGAGAACUAAAGACAAAGGGACCUUUUGUUUGUUUUGUUUGCAGUGGAGGAACAAAAUCACAAAAGAGAAUGCAGCGCCUAUUUUUAAGGCUUUAGUGAGUCCAGAGUCAGGUUUGGAAUCAAGCUUAUGUUGUAUGGAUGUUGCAGAGGGAGAUGAAAUGGUAGUGCUCUCUUGACAGUGAAAAAUUAACAUCAACUUCUUGUCACAUGCUGGUGAAUUGGGCCUGGAGUGGUCUAUUUGUGCUACUUUUGUAGCAAACCAGCUCUCAUUUCCAUGUCCCAUUUGACUCUAAAACUCAAGAUGGCUGCCCAAACACCUGAUAGAUUUUGAGAUUAACCAGCCAAUAUUGCUUGUGAAAUGUUAGUUUCUUGUCUCAAACCUUUAAAUUGAUGCUGUAGGAAUGGAUAAAAGUACACGCAGUAACAUUCUAAAGCAGCUAUUGCACCUUGAUUCACAAGCUCGAAAAGAAAUUUAGUCAGUUUUUAUACUCCAUACCACCUAUGGAAAGACGGAGAACUACAAGGAAAAGUCCAGGAGCUCACUUUGGCUUUUAAGUGGAGGCAGGUUUGGACAAGAUGAAGGGACCUUGGCUUGAGUUGGCUGGACCAGUGAAAGAGGAGGGUGUUCAUCAGAUCAAGCUCUCCUUCAGAGUUGCCUCAUUUUCUUUGAAUUCAAGAGGGGAGGAAGGAAAGAUGGACUUUUCAUAAGUAAAGGUAGUUUGAGAAAGUGAAUAUUAGCCAAGGCUUUGCAGUCAUGUGCCUUGUCUUCUCUGGCCAGGGUGAAACCACACCACACCUCUUUCAGACUGGAUCUCAGCUGCCACCAGAACCAGGCUACAUAAAAACAUCAGCAGCUCUCAGAUCUAAAUAUAAUGAUUCCUGUGUAUUGUACAAAACGUUCUGCUUAGCUUUCAUUUCCAAUAGUGCUGUUGAAUUUACAGUAAAUCUGUUUACCAGAUAAGAGGCUGUUAGAGAAAUGUCAGUUUCAUUGACAUCCAUCUUUAUACCCAUUGCUAUGUUUUUUCCUCAUUGUCUUGCUGAAACUAAUGAUAAUUUGCUGUGUAGGGUACAUUGUUUAUUUGGAAACCCUGCUUUUUUCUUUGGGUUGCUGGCUCUUGUGAUUAACCAGUCAGAAUACAAACCAAACCAUACCUGUGCUUUAGCAAGAUUCACCUGGGAUUGAAGGAACUUUCCAUCUGUUUACACUGCAAGUAACUAAGUCACUGCUCUGUCUGAAUGAAGGCCUAUCCAAAGGCUUUGGUUGCAUCUAUACAGAGGUACAGACAGAAGGCAAAGCAAGUCUUAUGUUUCCACAUCAUUUCAUUUAACACUUUAAGAUGUCAGGAACCUUUUGUUAAAAAUAAACUGAUAAACCCCAACUAAUUUAAAAAGUAUCCUUUUCACCACUAGAUGUCAGGCUCAACACAGAUCAGGUUUGGUGUUGCAAAAUUACAUCAAUUGGGGAAAUAAAGCAUUGAAGAAAUCAGAAACCAGUUUUCACAGAUGAGAGUUUACUGUAUUUGGUUAAUUCACACACUGGUCAAGAUUCACUGCUGAACAAUGCAACAAAGCUGUUGACAUGCAGCUCUGCCUUUAGUCUGAACAGAGUGAGGAAAGUUCUCUAGGAAAAGAGAAGGUGACAGAGUUUGUAGGGAUUUCAGUGAAGGAAACACUCUUAAAAGCAUAUGUUCAGAUUUUUUCAAGUCUGUCUCAAUUCAAUGCCCACAUGUCCAUAUGCCCAUUGAAAGUGCUAUUGUUUGCUGUAAUCAUUCCACCUGUUCAUACUGACUGUAAAGAGAAUCCCCUAUUGCUUAAUUCAACUGUAAAAGGUGGGAGAAAAUCUACAAUCUUCAUUCCAGCUUUUGUUGCUUCAGCAAUCUGAGCUACUCAAAUAAAGUCAGUAUCCUCAUUCAGGUAAUCAAAUGUGGGUAUAUUUAUCAGACAAAUAUGAGAGUGGCAUCCUCUCAUCUAACUCUGCCAGAAAAUGAGUAAGCACACAGUGUUUUCCAAAAUGUUUGUUUACUUUUGUUUUAAUCCCAUAAACAGAUGGUUCAUCAGCAAGAAGCUUUUCAACAUGAGACAAGUGGGUCAGAUAAAUGAAUGGCUGCUGUGCACAUUUCUUUCUGCCCUCCAUUGCCCCCUGGCCUCUCCACAGACAUGUUGUUGGGCAGAAGAGCAGUUUGACUCUGCUGUCAGUGUUUUGUCAAACCCUAGGCCCACUGGCAGGGAUCAUUUUGCUGAAGAUUCAAAUCAGAUUACUAAUAUAGGGCAUUCCUUUGUCUUUCUUUUAUUAUGUUAUAGAAUGUUUAUAUGACAUGCAGCUCCUAGCAGAAUAUAUGUGAUUGCCAAAAUGUUGAUUGCAACAAACUUCCUGAGGUGGAAGUGAAAAGAUCAUAUCCCUGUUUGGUUGUGUUGUGUUGUGCUUAAGGCAGGGUUCCUCUGUGGCUCUAUAAAGGCUGGAUUACUUUCAGAGGUGAUCAUUUCUAAAUCUAGAAAAUUUUGGUAUUGUACAGAAGUUCUGGAAAAGUACAAAAUAAAAUGUUGUUCAGUCCUGA
This is a messenger RNA of Lates calcarifer (barramundi perch), 4197 nucleotides long. It is a transcript of the gene ube2z, whose product is annotated as ubiquitin-conjugating enzyme E2Z. The coding region runs from base 390 to 1610 and encodes 406 amino acids. Lineage: Eukaryota; Metazoa; Chordata; Actinopteri; Centropomidae. The transcript is spliced from 8 exons. Gene Ontology annotation, cellular component: nucleus. The record is from RefSeq and is a predicted model, not a curated record. Gene Ontology annotation, molecular function: ubiquitin conjugating enzyme activity; cysteine-type endopeptidase inhibitor activity. Gene Ontology annotation, biological process: negative regulation of apoptotic process.